Molecule: messenger RNA, 6105 nt
Organism: Gallus gallus (chicken)
Lineage: Eukaryota; Metazoa; Chordata; Aves; Galliformes; Phasianidae
Gene: FAM217B
Product: family with sequence similarity 217 member B
Exons: 5
Coding region: 158-1636 (492 amino acids)
Source: RefSeq, a predicted model, not a curated record
GCCCUCGGGGUGCCCUUAAUGCCGGCGGAGGCUGAAAGCAAGGUAGGACGUGGUGAUGUUUGCAUUUGGCACACUGUGCUGUGUGGACCGGAAAGAAUGGAAUCGUUGGAAGAUUAUGUAAAGAUAAAGAUGUAGAUACCACUUUAAAAGAGUAAUAAUGGGACCGGGCAUUCAAGAACAUCCUUUAUUACUGCACCAAAAGGCACAGAAAAAGGAAAGCCAAAUCAAUGAAAACCACAAAGGAACGGUAAAUUACAGUAAUGGAAAAAGCCACCCAAGCACCAAAGGAGUAAAGAAAUCAGUUUCUCAUGUGAAAUCUCCUGGAAGGUUAUGCAAAAAUGUACCAACUACCAAUGAAAAGACUUCCUGUGACGCUCAAGAUGAUAACCAACCAAGUGUUUUGAAGAAGGGAAGAAACCAACCAGAUGACAGUACUCAGUCAAAACAGAUCACGAGUGUUUGCACAUCACUGCCCAGAGUACAAGGGUCAAAGAGGAGUCUCCCAGAAACAAGGCAAAGUGAAUCUUUACUGCACAGGAUCCCUCCUGCCACAAAAGGCAGCACACAAGGUAGCUUCUGUAGGGUUAAAGAUGUCCCAGUGCAACAUUUUUACUGCAGUAAAAAAGAGCAGUUAGAAAAGAAUCACGAAGAACAUGUUGCUGAAGCUGGUCCGUGCUCCUCUAAAUGGCAAGAAGCAUCUGUGAAUGAAAUGUUUCUUGAUUUUGAAUCGGUACAAAUUAUUAAAGAAGAUGCCGAAGAUGAUAGUGCCAGUGAUCUCUCUGAUUCAGAAAGGAUUCCCAUCCCUCCAUCUCCCUGCACACCACCAGAACUCAUACUCAGAGCUGAAGAAAUUGAUCCACUUUGUUUGGAACGUGUGCCUGAUACGGGUUUUAAAGAGUCAGAAUAUUACUACCCAGACUUCCUGCCACCCCCUUUUAACUCAUGGGACUUGAAGCAACUGGCCAUCUUUGUUAACGUGGAAGGUAGAUCGGAACUUCGACCAAAGCCAACCGGGUUUCUUGAGAAAUACAUUGAUCGCCUUUUGCAGCUGGAGUGGCUGCAAAUGCAGACUGUGCAGAAUGAGAAAGCAAAGGCAGCCAAAGCCAGACCACAGACUGCUCCCAGCUCCAUACGUACCCUAAAAAGCCCUGGCAAAUGCAAAGCAUUGCUUAGCCCUUCGCCUAACAAACAAAUGGUUCCCCAGGAAAGCGUUACAAAACUCCCCACAUGCUAUUCAGGUCACAGGGUAGAUCCGUACUGUGAAGAAAGUCGACAGUUUUAUUCACAUCCAGGUCACCUGAAACUAUCUGAGAGAACGGGACAUGCAACGUCUUCUCAGAGACAACCUGGUGAAGUAAGAAAUGAACUGAAAAAAACAACUGCAAAGCAACAGCUUCUCAAUAUGCAGCCAUCUGAGAACAGUUCUAAAAUUCAAAGUGUUGGUAACAUCAGACCCCCUAAGCAAGCGCCAGCAUUUCAUGGUUCAGCUGCUCCUAUCAAAGGCAUAAAAACAUAUGCAUGUACAAACACAAAGAAAAAUGGCAAUGCUAACAAUUACGUUCCUUCUAAAAAACCAGCAGGGGACAGAAAAAUAAAAACAAAUGGCACAAAGCAGACAUCACGGAAAUUUAAGUGAAGAGUUGAUUAGUAAAUGUUGAUAUUUCUUGACUGCUAGAAAGCGUUUGGCCAAUGCAGAAGGGUCAUGUUAUCUUCAUAGGAAGAUCCUGAGAAAGUGUGUUCUUGAUUCAUGGUUCUAAAUCAGCACUGUUCAUUUCAAUACAUUUGAUGUUAAGCCAGCAAGGCAAGCAGGAAAUCUUUUCCCUAAAGGCAAGUGUCUUCCAUUAGUCUUUCCUCAAGCAUAUUGACAAUUGCUCAAGAGUAUGACAGUUUAGAGAUACACAUAGUUAUAAAAUGUCCUCCUAUUUGCACCAAUUGAGGUUUGCUGAAGUCUGCAGUGUUUCUUCUGCACUCCUUUUUGUGUAUUUGAGAGGAUAGGAUCUGAGCUCUUUAAAAGAUACGUUAUUUUGUGACAGGUUUUGUAAUGUUUUAUUCUGAUGGGAAAGGGCUCAAUUGUUUUUAUAAGAUAAUGGAGCAGCUUAUCUAUGCAAAGUCAAACUAAUUCUUCAUAGAAGAUGAUGAAUUUUUGGAUGAACUGGAUGUGUUUUGUUUUGCUACAAAGGAGAAUGGAGAUAAUGUACUGGAAUAUUUUAAUACUAAAAGGAUUCUUUUAAAGACAAGCAGUUGUUAGAAAGCAGACAGCUUCAAUAGUGGCAGAUUAAUAAAAUCAAAUGCAUAUUUUUAUACCCAGAAAACUUCACUGUUUACAGACAGCAUUCCUUCAUGUUCAUUUUGUAACCUUGAUGCUUUGUGUCAUUUUGAGGAAACGACCAAAUUUCAAAUUGCACAUGGAUAUUGAUGACUGAUGCAAAAUGAGAAUAUUACUGCACAAUCUGUGGCCUAAUGUUCAGAACUGGUAAGCUCUCAAAACCCAGAAAAUAGACUCUUAGGGGAUGAGCUUGAAGGCUAAUGUAAGUUCAAGCAAAGAUUUAUUUUGAUACAAAAAAAAAAAACCCUAUUUUCAGCCACCUGUGAUGACUAUUAUCUAUUCCAUGGCCCAUUCUGUGUCGGUUUGAUUUGCUUCUUGUUUGAAGAUUUAGUCAAGUGGCAUGGGGAAGUACCACAGAUAAAUAAAUUGUUCAACCAGAGUUGAGUUCUGUCCUUAGACCCUCUGAUUCUUCUUGUGUCUGUGGGAUACAGGAGAAUAUGAAAGAUAAUUCAGCAAGUAUUCAAGUGUCAGUUCAGCUCUUAGCUGGGAAUGCUACUCUGUUGAAAAUCUAGGAAAUGUUUUGAAGUUUGAUUCUUAAAUGAAAUGCUGAGCACCAUUGGUUCAUCCUCAGCCACCUGUCACAGUGAACUGUUGAUGAGAAGUAAGCUGAGGUCUGACAGACUGGGUUUUACAAGUGGAUCCUUCCCAUCCAGAUAGCAAAUCAGUUUGCUAUCUGGAUCAACCAUCCAUAGUAACCAUCAGUUACUAAAGAAUAUAUUAUGUACAUAGUUAAAUUGCACUUGUCUUGGUGAUCUCAUCUCUCUUGGUUUUAAGAUGCUUAGCUGUUUCUGUUCUUUCAUUGUGCCUAGUAGGUCUUCAGCUUUGUAAAAUCUCCAAGCAUGGAUUUAUAUGUAGUUUAAAAUGUGAGAAUAUUAAUAAAUGUAGUAAUAAACCAGAGUAUUUUACACAAAAACAAUGCUCAGGAAUAGACUUAAGAAAUAUUUUUAGUGGCUUUUUUCCUAGUUACUGGAGACCAAAUGUGACAUUUUAAAUUGAUGAAGGGAAACAAUUUUAAUAUACAGUAUUAUAUUUCCAUACGCAGUAUUUGCUAGGAUACAGUUAAAAUGAAUUGUACUUGCUUCUACAUUCUGCUCUAUGCAAUUAAAGUGGAACUUAAUCAGAUGUCCUCAAAGAUCAAAUAAUUUGGCUGUGUCAGAGGUGUGGAGAAACUUACAGGGUGGCAUUCAAAUACCAGCAGCUGCAGAGCAUUAGCACAUACUUGUGUUACAGUUUUAUCCUUUUGUUUUGUUCCAGACUCUGCCUCUAUUUCAGCUUCUUUAGAUGUAAAGGGCUUUGCAUCCAGUGCUGGGAUUUCAAGCUUUUGCCAAAUUCUACAAGCCUUCAUUAGUAAAGUUUUACUGAUUUACAUUAAGAUUAGUAACAGUAGGACUGCUCUUGCAGAUAAGCACGAUUUUAGUCCACUAUUUUAGCACAGUAUUGUAAGCUCCAACAGCAAGGUGAGCAGAAUCAGAAUGGCAGGUUUUUCAAACACGUUUUCUUAGAUGCAGUAAUUAAUUUAGUGUAUUAUUAUAACACUGAAUACUGAUUAGCGUAUGCAAAAUUUUCCUCUGACGUGUUGCUUUAUAUUGCUGCUUCCUCAGGUUACAAGGAAAGCAUGAAGACACGCACGUUUUGCAUGACAACUUCUUAAAGAACAAAUCGUGUUUCAGUCAGCUCUGAGCAGAGCAAACUCAACUGGCAGAGGAGUUCUUUUCUUGCAGACCUAGGAAUUAGAAAAUUCUGCUUUAAUGUAUUGCUUGUGGUCUAAUGUACAUCUACUGCAAAUCUGUUGCUGGAGACUUUAAAAAUCAAAUAGGCAGAAGUAGUGAUGACGUUGAAAAUAAAUCUGAAUACUGUUCGUCACAAAAAUUGGCUGUGGUCUGGACAAACAACGUUUAUCUCACAUGAUCGUUUUUGUUCACUGAUUUCAUACUUACACAGUAAAGUCUACUUUGUUUGCAUACAGAAAUAGAAAUUCUGAUUUUACCUCAAAAAUAAUUACUUACAUGGAGAGAUCUGCAAGUGUUGGAAUUGAUCCAGCACCUGUUUUGCUUCCACUUUAACUUGUCUGUGUUCCAGGCCUAUAGCUGAAAAGAGCUCCCUCUACAAAGAAGCCUAUGGUUUAUCUUUCUUUAAUUUUGUAUUGAUGGGCAUUGUCUUUAGAAACAGAAUACAAGAGAAAUGUUUAUUCCAUCAAAUGCAUUCCAUCUGGAAUUAAAAUAUUCCCAUAGCACACUGUUUGUGUGGCUAUUUCUGUAUCUUCACUGUGUUUAGCAAUAUGCUCCUAUGUUCACAUGUCUUUAAAUCUAAGCACUGAAGAUGCUUCUUGAAGAAGUUUACUGUGAUUUGAGAUAUUUGAGUGGGUUUUUUUUCCUGGGUAACGUAAAGGUUUAUUACAAAACUAAUAGCCUCAGGUUGCAUUUUAAAUAAAUACUCACAUUCUACUUCAGUUAUACAAGUAUAAGCUAGGAACAGCUCUUGUUCUCAGUGAAAUCACUUAGUUACAAAGAUGUAACCAAACAGUUUUGCUCCAAUACAUAUAAGUGGUUUUCCAUAGCACUGCUACAUACUAUUUUUAAUGUAUAAUGGAAAGGAAUUUAAAACAAAUUCCAAAUUUGCUCUCAAGACACUUUUUUCCCCCAUUACAUCUGUCUCUGCAAUCAAAUACUGUGGUCAGCUAUGGUUUUACCCCUUUGCACUCCUACACAGCCUAUGGUAGCUUUCAGUUGAAGACACUGUUCUGAUGUUUCCGCACCUUUCAUGCCUCCAGAUCUUCAUUUUGUUAUCUGCACAGACAUCAGGCUUUGGCAGUUACUCACUUAGAACUUAUGCUUCAAACAGGGAUUGCUACUGUGCGAGCAAAGCAUGCAAUCCUGGGAAAAGGGGCAUCGCAAGUGAAAGAGCCUGGGAAGGAACUGUUCAAUCAGUCCCUGCUGCUGGUUCAGCAUACUGAAUCACGGGAUGGCCACUUGCUGGUUAAGUGGAUUGCAUUUUUUCUUUGCAAAAGGGAGAUGACCUUUGCUGGUACAAAUUCAGUGUAGUGGAAUUAUAGUACUUCUGAAAGAGGCCAAAAGAUUCAGCAGUAUUUUUUCUAAGUUGAGUUGAGCACAAGCAGGUACCCACAACCAGGAGCUCUCACCUCCCAUGGGUGCCUCCCCCAGGAUGCUGUGGCUGCAGUCCUACUGCCCAUGUGCUACCAGCGCCCUUCUGUCAUCUGCUGCUGACCUGUGCAAUGUGAUGGAAGAGGGGAAUCAUGCUGCGCAGUAUGACUAUGCUUAUAUCCCUGGACUAAAAUGUCUUGUUUGACUUCAGCCUUCUUAAUUAUGCUGCAAUCUCAUUAUUCUUUUGUCCUUUCUUGUGUGUCAUUUAUUGUUGACUGAAGUAACUUUUGUAUUUCCUAUUUAAAGCAACUCGUUAGAAGGUUCAGAAUAUUUUGGCUGAUUUUUUUUAGGUGGGUAUGUGAUGCCUUCUUUGGAACUGAUAUCAUAGUUAACAAUUCUACCGUAUGAAAUUGCCUGGAAUGUACUCUUUUUUGGCCCUAUUUUGAAACACGUUCAGUCUUUUCUUUAUUGUUCCCACUGGAAUUAUUAGCGCUUUUUCUCAAGAAAAAUAAUUAAAACAGGCCAGUUUGUUUGGAGCCCAGGUUUUGAUGUUGGUAAUAAUUUGUUUAUAUUUAUUCAAAGCUUUUGUGGUUAUUUUUGCUGGAAAUUUCAUUGGAAAGUGAUCUUGUAAUUUAAAGUUACUGUCUAUUGACUACAUUAAAAAUGAGAUGCUGCCUA